GUCUCAGGUGUACCGAGUAUGGCCACACUCGCGGAACAUCCUUCAACACUUGCGUCUGGCGCACCGCCAGACGGCGGCUGGGCGGCUUGGAUGUCUGUUCUCGCUGGAUUCCUCGCAAUCAUGAACACAUGGGGCUUGGUCAUCUCAUUCGGUGUCUUCCAGACCUACCACGUCACCAACCUCCACCGCCCCCCCUCGGACAUCUCCUGGAUCGGCUCCAUCGCCGUCUUCCUCCUCUUCUUCGGCGGCGUCGUGAGCGGCCGCCUCACAGACGCCGGCUACUUCCGCAGCACCAUCUCCACCGGCGCCUUCCUCAUCGUGUUGGGGACGUUCAUGACCUCCCUAUCCGAGACGUAUUGGCAGCUUGUCCUCGCGCAGGGGGUCUGCAUAGGGGUCGGCAACGGGCUCCUGCUCACGCCCGUGAGCGCGGUGAUUUCCACCUACUUCAGCACCAAGCUGCCGCUUGUUAUGGGCAUAGCCGCGUGCGGCAGUGUGACGGGCGGGCUUAUCUACCCGAGCAUGGCCAGGACGCUGCUGGGGAGUGUUGGGUUUGGGUGGACGAUGCGGGCGAUUGGCUUCAUACAGCUGGAUACGCUGGCCGUGGCGGUUGCCGUGAUUACGCCGAGGCUGGCGCCAAAAUGGACGGGUGCGCUCCUGGACUUGAGUGCUUUCAAGGAGCCCGAGUUUGUCUUGAAUGCCAUCGGUUCUUUCUUGGCUUUCCUAGGCGUUUUUGUCCCAUUCUUCUACCUAUCCUCUUACGCGAGGAGCGUCCAGGGGAUGGAAUACACUGAGUCUCUGGACCUCCUGCUGGUUCUGAACGGAGUGGGCUUCGUCGGCCGGCUGCUGCCCGGUUUCGUCGCGCGCUACGUCGGCACGUUAAACGUCUUCCUUACCUCACUACUUCUGUCCGCCUUAGCAAUGUACGCGUGGAUCGCCGUGCACUCGACUCCGGGACUUUAUGCUUGGACCUCGUUUUACAGCAUAUUCGUCGGGGGCGUCCAGUCGCUGCUCCCGGCGGCGAUAUCGGUAUUAAAUCCGGACCUUCAAAAGCUGGGGUCGCGGAUGGGGAUGAUCUUCGCAGCUGUCGGAAUCGGGGCCCUUAUUGGGUCGCCAAUAGCUGGUAUUCUGAUAUCAGAGCGCGGCGGCUCGUACGUGGGCGCGCAGGCUUUCUCGGGGAGCAGUUUGGUAGUCGGCGCUCUGCUGAUCUUCGCAGCGCAAGAAGUUGGGAGGCGGAGGAAGAAGGCCGUGUAG
This is a messenger RNA of Chaetomium fimeti, 1251 nucleotides long. Its product is annotated as major facilitator superfamily domain-containing protein. Gene Ontology annotation, molecular function: transmembrane transporter activity. Gene Ontology annotation, biological process: transmembrane transport. Gene Ontology annotation, cellular component: membrane. The transcript has 4 exons. Lineage: Eukaryota; Fungi; Ascomycota; Sordariomycetes; Sordariales; Chaetomiaceae. The record is from RefSeq and is a predicted model, not a curated record. Bases 19 to 1251 code for a protein of 410 amino acids.